CUGUGGAAGAUGUCGCUCCCAGAGGAGGAUCUGACGUGUUCUGUGUGCUGUGACAUCUUCAGAGACCCGGUUCUGCUGCCGUGCAGCCACAGCUUCUGCAGGGACUGUCUGAAGCAGUGCUGGGACACAGGGGUACGGGGAUGUCCCAUCUGCAGGAAAAAGGGCCCCAAGUCCAGUCCCACAUCCAAUCUGGCUCUGAGAAACGUCUGCGAGGCUCUUCAGCAAGUGAAGAGACAAAACUCAGAGGACAGGACAAACUGCAGCCUGCAUGGGGAGAAGUUAAAGCUCUUCUGUUUGGUUGACAGGCAGCCCAUCUGCGUGGUGUGUCAGUCGUCCAAAGUGCACAAGAACCACGAAUGUUUGCCGACAGACGAGGCGCUGCUGGACUGCAAGGAUGAACUUGAGGUUUCUCUGAAAAUCUUGCAAAAAAAGCUGGACAGCCUUGAAAAGAUUCACCAAACAUCAGAUGAAAUGUUCACACACAUUAAGAAUCAGACACUGGAAACCCAGAAGGUGAUCAGGAGCCAGUUUGAGCAGCUACACCAAGUCCUCCAUGACGAAGAGUCGGGCAGAUUAGCAGCUUUAAAGAAAGAAGAAGAGGAGAAGAUUGCAGCGAUGAAACAAAGGAUCAAAGAGCUUUCAGAAGAGAUGCUUUCUGUUACCGAGACCAUCUCUGUCAUCCAGGGACAGCUGAUGGAGGACAACAUAGUCUUAUUGAAGAACUUUAAAGCCAUUCAGGACAGAAGUAAAGACGUGAUGCCUGCUUUAAAUAACAUGUCUGGCCUUCUGAUUGACGUGGCGAAGCACCUCUCCAACCUCAAAUACAGAGUCUGGGAGAAAUUAUUGGACCAGGCUGACUACACUCCUGUGACUUUAGAUCCAAACACGGCACACCCUUGCCUCGUCCUGUCUGAAGACCUCACGUCCCUCCACUACUCAAAGAGGCCCAGUUGUUGCCCUGACAACCCAGAGCGCUUCCACAUUAGCGCCGAAGUGGUUGGCAUGACGGCUCUCGACGCAGGAAGUCACCACUGGGUUGUGACAACAGGAAGUAACCCCGACUGGUUUCUGGGUGUGGCCUCCUCGUCUAUAUUAAGAAACGUAGAGAUCUCCGCUCGUCCUGAAAACGGUUUCUGGACUUUAUGCUUCCGGGACGGAGAGUUCAGGGCAAUGACCUCGCCUCCCACCCCACUGACUGUUUCAAAUAUGCCCAAACAGGUCAAAGUACAGCUGGAUUACAACAAUGGACGGGUGUCUUUUUUGGACCCUGCAGACAACUCACUCAUUUAUGAGUUCACACAAACAUUCACGGAGCCUUUAUUUCCAUAUUUUUAUACACAGAGCAGUCAUCCACUGAGAAUAAUGCCAGAGACGGUACUGAUCGCAGCAGCUGAGUGAUUUAGGUUUAUUUUUUAACUAUUUUGUACAUUUCCUAAACUCAUAGGCACAAAUACUCAA
This is a messenger RNA of Nematolebias whitei (Rio pearlfish), 1458 nucleotides long. Its product is annotated as zinc-binding protein A33. NCBI's taxonomy places the organism in Eukaryota, Metazoa, Chordata, Actinopteri, Cyprinodontiformes, Rivulidae. The record is from RefSeq and is a predicted model, not a curated record. Gene Ontology annotation, biological process: protein ubiquitination. The transcript has 6 exons. The coding region runs from base 10 to 1398 and encodes 462 amino acids. Gene Ontology annotation, molecular function: zinc ion binding; ubiquitin-protein transferase activity; protein binding.